AUGGUUGAACAAGCAUUAAAUCCUUGUCUAACAAACAUUGAGAUCCGGUCCAAAAUCAGAACAAACAGAUGCCGCCUCUGGAGCAAGCACUUCAGCUCCAGCAGCCUCUGGCUCAACCACUCCAGCUCCUGCAGGCUCUGGCGCAACCACUCCAGCUCCUGCAGCCUCUGGCGCAACCACUCCAGCUCCUGCAGCCUCUGGCGCAACCACUCCAGUUCCAGCAGCCUCUGGCGCAACCACUCCAGCUCCUGCAGCCUCUGGCGCAACCACUUCAGUUCCAGCAGCCUCUGGCGCAACCACUCCAGCUCCUGCAGCCUCUGGCGCAACCACUCCAGCUCCUGCAGCCUCUGGCGCAACCACUCCAGCCCCAGCAGCCUCUGGCGCAACCACUCCAGCUCCUGCAGCCUCUGGCGCAACCACUCCAGCUCCUGCAGCCUCUGGCGCAACCACUCCAGCUCCUGCAGCCUCUGGCGCAACCACUCCAGCUCCUGCAGCCUCUGGCGCAACCACUCCAGCUCCUGCAGCCUCUGGCGCAACCACUUCAUUCCAGCAGCCUCUGGCGCAACCACUCCAGCUCCUGCAGCCUCUGGCGCAACCACUCCAGCUCCUGCAGCCUCUGGCGCAACCACUCCAGCUCCUGCAGCCUCUGGCGCAACCACUCCAGCUCCUGCAGCCUCUGGCGCAACCACUCCAGCUCCUGCAGCCUCUGGCGCAACCACUCCAGCUCCUGCAGCCUCUGGCGCAACCACUCCAGCUCCUGCAGCCUCUGGCGCAACCACUCCAGCUCCUGCAGCCUCUGGCGCAACCACUUCAGUUCCAGCAGCCUCUGGCGCAACCACUCCAGCCCCAGCAACCUCUGGUGCACCCACAUCACCUCCAGAAACCUCUGGCGCAACCACUUCAGGCUCAGCAACCUCUGGCGCACCCACAUCACCUCCAGAAACCUCUGGCGCAACCACAUCACCUCCAGAAACCUCUGGCGCACCCACAUCACCCCCAGAAACCUCUGGCACAGGCACCUCCUCUUCAGCAACCUCUGGCUCUGCCACACCGGACUCAGCAGCCACUGGAACCAGCACCUCAGCUUCAGGGGGCACUGAAAGCUCCAAUACAGGCACAACAGUCCCCACCCCUGGUGCCAAUGUUACAAUGAGUUCUGGAACCACAGAUUUAACUUUGGCAUCAAAUGCUACCACAGAAAACCCCAAACGGGACGAAGGCCUGCCUGCUUGGGCCAUCAUUCUGAUCAGUGUAUCCGCUGUGUUGGGAACUGUUCUCGUGGUUUUCCUCGGCUUCUUGAUUUGCUACUCCCUAAGGGCAGAGAGCUACAACACUCAAAACCAAACCCUCCCAGUUUACCGAACCCACAGUUUCCUCCAGAGUUUUCGAAAUCGCAGUCGGUGGUGAAGGAAAGGAGAUUCACCCCCAGCCUCUUACAGCAAUAAGCUUCUUUGGAGCAGCUUUGCAGAAUUCGGUCCGCUCCCGAAGCUUUCUUCUCAAGCAUCUAAAGACUCCUCCAGUGGGCAGAAGUGGAAUGCCGCAAACAUUUAGUCCCAAAAUGACUCUAGAAAGGAACCCAGUGAAAUCUAUAGGGAUUAUUUGCCUGUUUUGUUUGUACCUUGUGCAGCAAACUGAGCCCACUUGAUCUCAGAGCCGAGCAUGUUGUUCAGCAGAAAUAAAGAAUAUGGGCAGGAAUGUGGAAGCACAAAGCUGGUGACCUGAGAAUUAGCAGAGCUUAAAUGGAGAACUUGGGAAAGCUGGUUUAAAAUCCUUGCUCGGGCACAGGAAGUAUACUGGCUAAUC
This is a messenger RNA of Podarcis raffonei (Aeolian wall lizard), 1803 nucleotides long. RefSeq names its product mucin 21, cell surface associated (gene MUC21). NCBI's taxonomy places the organism in Eukaryota, Metazoa, Chordata, Lepidosauria, Squamata, Lacertidae. The coding region runs from base 1 to 1407 and encodes 468 amino acids. The record is from RefSeq and is a predicted model, not a curated record. The transcript is spliced from 5 exons.